Molecule: messenger RNA, 4606 nt
Organism: Lepus europaeus (European hare)
Lineage: Eukaryota; Metazoa; Chordata; Mammalia; Lagomorpha; Leporidae
Gene: TPCN1
Product: two pore segment channel 1
Exons: 28
Coding region: 165-2783 (872 amino acids)
Biological process (GO): monoatomic ion transport; transmembrane transport
Cellular component (GO): endosome membrane; lysosomal membrane
Molecular function (GO): voltage-gated channel activity; monoatomic ion channel activity
Source: RefSeq, a predicted model, not a curated record
GCCUGCGUCCUCCCCAGGAGAGGGCAAUGUGUGUAAACAGCCUGGGCGGGCCGGCUGCUUUUCCCUGAGUGGAGGACACGGACUUUGGCUGGGUGACCCUGCGCGCACCCUUCCCUUUCCUCCUGGGAGACCCAAAGCCAGAACAAUGCUGGGCUGGAACGGACAUGGGCUGGUUAUCAGCAGGGCGCAGGAUGCGCUUGGAGGAAGAUGCUUCUAAUGGGGGAGUUCCUGAGACACAGCUCCGGGCCCGUGGCUUUCGGAGGGAGCUCGCGCCAGAGACUGUUUACAGCCCCGGACGUCACCUCCUGAGGGCCGCAGGACGGAAGGACAUGGCCGUGAGUCUCGACGAUGACGUGCCCCUGAUCCUGACCUUGGACGAGGCUGGCGGCGCCCCACCACCCCCCUCCAACAGCCUGGGCCAAGAGGAGCUGCCCAGCAAAAAUGGCGGGAACUAUGCCGUCCACGACUCCCCGGUCCCCAGCCUGAACUCCGGGGCCGAGAUUUCCCUCUCCAGCCCCAUGGGACACAACUGGGAGAUGAAUUACCAAGAGGCAGCAAUCUACCUCCAGGAAGGCGAGAACAACGACAAGUUCUUCACCCACCCCAAGGAUGCCAAAGCGCUGGCCGCCUACCUCUUUGCACACAACCACCUCUUUUACCUGAUGGAGCUGUCCACGGCCCUGCUGCUGCUGCUGCUGUCCCUGUGCGAGGCGCCCGCCGUGCCCGCACUCCGGCUCGGCAUCUACGUACACGCCACGCUGGAGCUGUUCGCGCUGAUGGUGGUGGUGUUUGAACUCUGCAUGAAGUUGCGGUGGCUGGGCCUGCACACCUUCAUCCGGCACAAGCGGACCAUGGUCAAGACCUCCGUGCUGCUGGUGCAGUUCGCCGAGGCCAUCGUGGUGCUGGUACGGCAAACGUCCCACGUGCGCGUGACCCGGGCGCUGCGCUGCAUCUUCCUGGUGGACUGUCGGUACUGCGGUGGCGUCCGGCGGAACCUGCGGCAGAUCUUCCAGUCUUUGCCGCCCUUCAUGGACAUCCUCCUGCUGCUGCUCUUCUUCAUGAUCAUCUUCGCCAUCCUCGGUUUCUACUUGUUCUCCCCUAAUCCUUCCGACCCUUACUUCAACACGCUGGAGAACAGCAUCGUCAGCCUGUUCGUCCUCCUGACCACGGCCAAUUUCCCUGAUGUGAUGAUGCCGUCCUACUCCCGGAACCCCUGGUCCUGCGUCUUCUUCAUCGUGUACCUCUCCAUCGAGCUGUACUUCAUCAUGAACCUGCUCCUGGCCGUGGUGUUCGACACCUUCAACGACAUCGAGAAGCGCAAGUUCAAGUCUCUGCUGUUGCACAAGCGCACGGCCAUCCAGCACGCCUACCGCCUGCUCGUCAGCCAGCGGAGGCCCGCCGGCAUCGCCUACAGGCAGUUCGAAGGCCUGAUGCGCUUCUACAAGCCCCGCGUGGGCGCCAGGGAGCGCUUCCUGACUUUUAAGGCCCUGAAUCAGAGCCACACGCCCCUGCUCAGCCUUGAGGACUUUUAUGAUAUCUACGAAGUGGCCGCCUUGAAGUGGAAGGCAAAGAGCAACCGAGAGCACUGGUUUGAUGAGCUCCCCAGGACGGCAUUCCUCAUCUUCAAAGGAAUUAACAUCCUUGUGAAGUCCAGGGCCUUCCAGUAUCUCAUGUACUUGGUGGUGGCAGUGAACGGGGUCUGGAUCCUCGUGGAGACGUUCAUGCUGAAGGGUGGGAACUUCUUCUCCAAGCACGUGCCCUGGAGUUACCUCGUCUUUCUGACCAUCUACGGGGUGGAGCUGUUCCUGAAGGUGGCUGGCCUGGGCCCCGUGGAGUACCUGUCCUCCGGCUGGAACCUCUUUGACUUCUCCGUCACGGUGUUCGCCUUCCUGGGGCUGCUGGCCUGGGCCCUCGACAUGGAGCCCUUCUACUUCAUAGUGGUCCUGCGGCCUCUGCAGCUGCUCAGGCUGUUUAAGUUGAAGAGACGCUACCGCAACGUGCUGGACACCAUGUUUGAGCUGCUGCCACGCAUGGCCAGCCUGGCCCUCACCCUGCUCAUCUUCUACUACUCCUUUGCCAUCGUGGGCAUGGAAUUCUUCUAUGGGAUCCUCUACCCCAACUGCUGCAAUGCCAGCACCGUGGCAGACGCCUACCGCUGGCUCAACCACACCGUGGGCAACAAGACCGUCGUGGAGGAAGGCUACUACUAUCUCAACAAUUUUGACAACAUCCUCAACAGUUUUGUGACUUUGUUCGAGCUCACCGUUGUCAACAACUGGUACAUCAUCAUGGAAGGCGUCACUGCCCAGACCUCCCACUGGAGCCGCCUCUACUUCAUGACCUUCUACAUCGUGACCAUGGUGGUCAUGACCAUCAUCGUGGCCUUCAUCCUCGAGGCCUUCGUCUUCCGGAUGAACUACAACCGCAAGAACCAGGACUCGGAAGUCGACGACGGCAUCACCCUGGAGAAGGAAAUCUCCAAAGAGGAGCUGGUCACCGUGCUGGAGCUCUACCGGGAGGGGCGAGGGGCCGCCUCGGACGUCGCCCGGCUGCUCGAGACCCUGGCCCAGAUGGAGAGGUACCAGCAAAAUUCCCUGGUGUUUCUGGGGCGGAGAUCGAGGACCAAAAGCGACCUGAGCCUGAAGAUGUACCAGGAAGAGAUCCAGGAGUGGUACGAGGAGCACGCCCGGGAGCAGGAGGAACAGCACCAGCAGCCCGGCAGCGCCGCACCUGCCGCCCAGCAGCCCCCAGGCAGCCGCCAGCGCGCCCAGACUGUCACCUAGCCCCGCCCGCGCCAGCCGCGUCUUCUAUGCAAUAACACCACGGCAGGAUCUCACCGCAGCGGAUGGAGUCGUCCCGCACACGUCCAUACAGAGCGCGAGACCAGGGCAGGUGGGGCUCGGUCUGCAGCCGCCUUGUCCGUGUUCCUUCACAGCAGGUCGGGCAGGUGGCGGUCAGGCCCCAGCAAGCCCUUCCGAACGUGGAACGUUCCAGAAACCCCCACCCAAGAUGACCACUGGCGUGGACUGUGCCCCCUGUCCACAGGGGUGGCCUUUGUGGUGGGCCCGCCCUUGCCAGGCCAGGCCCGGCCCCGACUUCCUGCUGCUACCGUCAGCCCAGGGCUCCGUGUCUGGGUUUAGGGACAAAACCACUCCAUGGCCACAUCCGAGGCAUUCCCUUUGGGGACCAGUGCUUGAAGGUUGUGGCCUCCCAUGCGGUCCGUUCCUGUGGGAGACUGCAUGGAGGAUGGGCUCCUGGCUCCACAGCCAUCUCUCCCGGGCGUCUUUGGUGUCGUCCCCACAGCUGGAAAUCCUUCUCCAGUGGCCUCAUGCAGGAUCCAGGCUCCGCAAGCAAGGAGGGGCGGCGGGAGACCAGGCCGAUGGCCCUGACCCCAGGCCGGUCCCCACCCUGGGCUGCCUAAGCCCCUGUCCUGUGGCUUUACCUGUUGAAGCAGACGGAUGUUUGGUUAACUGAGGGUUGUGUGACAACAAGAGCAGGUCCUGCACAGGUGCAUGUAGGGGGCAGCUGACGGCGGCAGAGGCACAGGGGACACCCGCCUGGACUGGUCCCUCUUCUUGGGAGCCGCCCGCCCUCCCUGGACUCGAGGCCGGGCCGGGCACUCAGCCCAGCCCCGGUUUUCAGUGUAUGCUUGGUGCAGAAGCAGGCUCCGCUGGACACCCAGUGACGCAGUCCCCGGGGCCUCAGGGAGCUCUGUACGCACACGCGGGUCGUAGCGGAGGCAGGACUGGGCUCGAGAGUCUGAGGGGGACCGGGGUGAGGGGGUGGGGGAGUAGCAUGGGGGCCUCGCUGCCUCCUGGGGUUGGAAGGUGGGCGAUAGACAUAGGCUUGCCCCCCCAGCCCUCCCCCAGCUGGUGCAAGGGCGGCUGUGGGGGUCUAGGGUCCCUGAGAACCACUGAUUCCCGCAGGGUGUGGGAGCCGCGCUGUCCUCUCUCUCUGCGGGACCACAGCCUUCCCCUCUCAGAGAAGGAACUUUUUUUGCACAACUGCGUGCCUUUGGGGUUCUGUGUAUUGAAACAGGCAUUUUGGAAGCACGGGUCAAGGGGCAGCUCCUGGAGGGGGCCGUGCGGCCUCUGGCCUGGGCCCCGGGCCUCCCCCUCGACCCCCCUCUACCCCAGGGCUGGCCACAGAGGGGGGUCUGCGCUCGACUCACAGCCAUGAACCCACCCAGCCCCCUCCCCUGGCCCUACCUGGGAAAGGCCCUGGGGUCAUCCAGUGCCGGAGGAGCUAGCAGGCAGUGGGGGUGCCCUUGUCAUCUCAUUUGGAACACACUGACCCCAAACUCACCUGCUGAGCAGGGGACAGAGUCCCCGGGGUCUGAGCUCUGAAGGCCCUCACCCCCACAUCACAGCCUGGCAGGGCAGUGACGGCCCUGUACCCCCACCCCGGGUGUGGGGGAGGGGACCGCCUGGCUCCUCUCCCUCUCCCUCGCCCUGCCCAGCCCCAGCCUUACUGCACACCACGCUGACAAUCAUUUUGUACGGAUUGCGGGAGCAGCGCUGUAAGGUUUUGUACAUUGCUGAUUUGUUACCUAGAAACCCCAAGUCCCUGAUUUCUGGCAUAUUAAUAAAGAGCCUCUGCUUUGUAA